AUGGCUUCUUCAAGUGGGAAUUCAUCUCAGAUCCAAAACUCAGGAUCCGAUGAGGAUUUACUUGACCAAAGGAAGAGGAAGAGAAUGCAAUCAAACCGUGAAUCUGCACGAAGAUCGAGAGUAAGGAAACAGAAACAUGUUGAUGAUCUCACCGAUCAAAUCAACCAGAUCAAGAAAGAUAACGCCCAGAUCGUCACCACCAUUAACGUCACCACACAACAGUUUGUUCAUGUGGAAGCCGACAACUCUGUGUUGAGAGCUCAGAUUGGUGAGCUCAGCCAGCGGCUGGAUUACCUUAACGAAAUCAUUAAUCUCAUGAACAACAACUGCACAAACACUAAUUGCACGAAUGGUGCAAGUACAACUGGGCUUUUUGAGUUUGAAAAUCACGAUGAUUUUAUGAACAAUCCAUGGAACUUGAUGUACCUCAACCAACAGCCAAUCAUGGCUGCUGAGAUGUUACGGUACUAG
Lactuca virosa is the source of this 471-nucleotide messenger RNA. Lineage: Eukaryota; Viridiplantae; Streptophyta; Magnoliopsida; Asterales; Asteraceae. The record is from the annotation of a GenBank genome assembly.